This is a messenger RNA of Sorex fumeus (smoky shrew), 3394 nucleotides long. It is a transcript of the gene VWA3A, whose product is annotated as von Willebrand factor A domain containing 3A. The record is from RefSeq and is a predicted model, not a curated record. The transcript is spliced from 31 exons. The coding region runs from base 1 to 3339 and encodes 1112 amino acids. NCBI's taxonomy places the organism in Eukaryota, Metazoa, Chordata, Mammalia, Eulipotyphla, Soricidae.
AUGAAUGGAGACCUGCAGAGGCUGCAGGGGAGUGAGACCCCACCCUCGGCGUGGGAGGACGACGAAGACUGGCUUUCCACUCACAGUCUAAAGUUUAGGAAACUCACCGUGACUGACCUCCUCAGGCAGGGCCUGGCUCUGCGGGAGGACGACGGAUGUGGUGGCAUGAAGAAAAUACACUUCUCCACCCGGAUUCUCUACCAAUUCGAAUCAAAGCUCAAUGAAGCGAUUCAUCUCUACCAACAGAGAAUUCGGUGGCUCUCCGAACAAAGCAAGAAGGUGUUUGGCCUCAUUCACGGAGAGAGGGUCGGCAUCCUCAUCCACAUGUCGGUGUUCCGCAGCAGCUCUCAGAAGAAGGAGUUCCUCGAAGACCUGGAGAGCCUCAUCCUGGAGCAGCUGAGCCGGAAGGAGGCGCUAUACAUCCUGGCAUUUGGCUCCACCAGCAGCAGCCUCUGGCCAGGCCCUGUGGAAGUCAGCGCCUCCACGCUCCAGGAACUGAAGCUCUGGGUGCAGACCCUGCAGCCCGAACGGGGGAGCAACCUCCUGCAGGCCCUGCGGAAGACCCUCGCUGUGAGAGGGCUGGAUUCUCUGGUGACCAUCAUGGGGAGCUGCCCGGACCAGUCUUCGGAAAUCCUAUCUGAUUACGUCCAGCAGUUGGUGCUGGGCCGGUGUGUCUUCAUCCAUAUUGUCACCUACAAAUGUGAUGACCAGGUGCCCCCCGCUGUGCUGAAGAACCUCGCUGAGGGCCUCAGGGCCCGCUACCACUGCUACAGCCCCGAGCAGAUCAAUACCAAUCAGGAUGUGGAGUCGCUGCAGAAAGAAAUCCAGGCGGCCCAUGGCCUCCUGGAACACAUCCAGGCCCUGUACCACAGCAGCCCCGGGGAGGAGCUCACCAACAUGAUGAACGAGAUUGCAAAUGGGCCAUUGACAAAUUCCUUGCCUAAGCCCCCAAGGCAUGAGGACCCUCUCACAAUUGAGUUCCCGAAUUUGGACAAAAAUUCCACAGAAUGGCUAAAAACAUACGGUCUCAAAGCCAAGAAGUUAAGCCUUUAUCAGGUGCUGGCCCCCAAUGCAUUCUCCCCCGUGGAGGAGUUUGUGCCUAUUCUCAAGAAAACGGUGUCAUCGACUAUCCAUGAGAAGGCAAUGGUACAAUUCGAGUGGCACGAUGGGACAAUGAAGAAUCUUCAUGUGGAUAUACCCUUCCUCUAUGAGUACCAGAAACAGCUCAACAGAAUUGUGCGGCUCUACGAGAGGCGGAUCGAGUGGCUGUCCCUGGCCAGCAGAAGAAUCUGGGGCACCGUCUGUGAGAAAAGGGUGGUUAUACUGCUCGAUAUCUCUGAGACCAAUUCCAUAUACAUUAUUCACAUCCAGCACUCCCUGCGGCUUCUGCUGGAGGAGCAGCUCUCCAACAAAGACUGCUUCAACGUCAUCGCGUUCGGAAGCACAGUUGAGAGCUGGAGGCCAGAGAUGGUUCCUGUGAACCACAAAAACCUACAAAGCGCCUGGCGGUGGGCCCUGGGCCUGCGCUGUGAGGGCAGCAGGAAUGUCCUCGGUGCCCUGCGGAAGGCUCUGGAAGUGGACUUCAAGGACAAAGGCAGAUACGAGUCCCAGGGCAUCUACCUCUUCACGGGGGGCAUCCCCGACCAGGACAUGACCUUGCUCAGCGCCUACAUGGCCCAGACCUGUGGGGGCUGCGACCUCCAGCUGAACGUGAGCCUCUUCUACGUGGGGGAGCCCCAGCUGGACACCACCCCCCCUGCCUGCUACGCCAGUCGCAUGGACACAGCAGCUGCCUACCGGGAGGCCACCCAGGCCGUGGGGGGUCGCUUCCACUGGUUUGGAGACACCGGCAUUUUUGAAAGUGAUGACAUCGACAUCAUCACGUCGGAGAUGGAAAAGGCUCUCAACUACUCCCAAAAGUGCGCCUUGCUCGUCUCCUCUUUGAAGAACCAGUCCGGGAAAACAGUGGAGAAGGCAGCCUCACACAAGGAGAAGCCAAAGAUGCCCAAGCACAAGAGUCACACCAGGAAGGGCGGUGCUGCCAAGGCCACCAUCCCCUCGGGGGGCAGAACGAACAUUCAAGACAGCCCUGACAGAAGGAAAAGCCCCCCCUGGAAAACCUUGAUAUGGUGCCCACACAACAAAGCAGGUGCCCCUCCAGCAACUGUCCGGGUGGGGCCUGAAAGGCCUGCGGAGCGGAGGAAGAAGAGCCAAUCAAGGGCAGCAGAGACCUCGCUCUUACUGUUUUACACAGAGCUGGGGAACAGCGUGGGCGCGGUGUAUAAGAAGUACCCUCUGGGAAGGAGCAUCAGAAGAUCAAGGUCCAUGUCUUCCCUCAACUUGCCCAAAAGAGAUACAGUCUGCUCGAGCCGAGAGUGGCUAGCAAAUUAUGGGCUCAAGAAACUGAGGAUGGAGAUCUCCAAACACAUCGGUCCCAACUGCACUCAUCAAAAUACCACACAAAGUUCAGCAUCGGCCAAACACUGCAGUAUCCUGCCCAGCAUAAAAAUCAAUGGCACAGUGAAGCACAGCCGCUGCACGCUCAGGGAGAUGGAAGCGUACAUCGCCUGCCUGGAGAAGCUGACCAGGCGCUACGUCCAGCGGCUGCAGUGGCUGCUGUCCGGGAGUCGCCGGAUGUUUGGCGCCAUCCUGGAGAAUAGAGUGUGCAUCCUGCUGGACACGUCAGGCUCCAUGGACCCGCACCUGCAGCAGGUGAAGACAGAGCUCGUCCUGCUCAUCUGGGAGCAGCUGCGCACGCACUGUGACAGUUUUAAUCUGCUCAGCUUCGCGGAUGACCUCCAGCUGUGGCAGGAGACGCUGGUGAAGACCACAGAAGCCGCCUGCCGUGAGGCUAUGCAGUGGGUGGCCCACCUGAGUGCUCAGGGGAGCACCUCCAUCCUGGAAGCUUUACUGGCAACUUUCAGCCUCCAGGACGUGCAGGCCUUGUACCUCCUGACAGAUGGGAAGCCCGACACCAGCUGCAGCCUGGUCCUCAGGACAGUCCAAAGACUCAAGGAGGAAAGAGACAUCAAAGUCCACACCAUCUCCCUCAACUGCUCUGCCAGGGAAGAGAUGAAGUUCCUGAGAAGCCUAGCCGCCCUCACCGGGGGGCGCUACCACUGCCCUGUGAAUGAGAAGUCGGUCCUCCAAAUCCACGGCCUGCUCACCAGGGGCUUCAUGGAGGAAGGGGAUCCCACGUUGCCACAGUUUGAAGGGGAUGAUUUAAGGAGUCUAGCCCAGGAGAUCACCAAGGCCAGAAACUUCCUCCGACAGGCCCAGUCGCUCAGGUCUCAACUCCAGAAGAAAACACUAGAAGAACCAAAGGCCACUUUGGCUUAGAGAAAUGAUCUCAGGGAAGCGGAGGACACGGAGGCCCCAUCUUCUUAGUCCCCCA